Molecule: messenger RNA, 701 nt
Organism: Paramuricea clavata
Lineage: Eukaryota; Metazoa; Cnidaria; Anthozoa; Malacalcyonacea; Plexauridae
Source: the annotation of a GenBank genome assembly
AUGUCUAUGGCUCGUGUAUCUCCAAGCAUCCCUUUCCUUAUACUAUCGACUUGUCUAGUCGAGGCCGAAGGUAAGCAUUACGAUAGCCACAGAAAACUUUGUACGUAUAUAACGCAGCAUUAAUUGGGAAGAAUCGUAAAAUCAUUGAAUAAUAAUACAACUAUUAUCUAUGAUAGUCAACGUUUAUUCAUAAAUACGGUCCUUCACCGUCACGUGUGUAUUGUAUUUUUGCCAAAUCCACCAAUAGCAAUUUCCAAUUUACCUACCGCCCUACCGUUCGAGUCACGGAUCGGUGACUUUCUUAAAGCAUUGCUAUACUGGUUAGUUGGGCAAAAUACAAUACGCACGUGACGGUGAUGGACCAGAUUUAUAAAUAAAUGUUUGCUAACAAUCUAACAACAUUGUUUUAUCGUACAGGAAAAUGCAAAUGUGUGGACUACCGUCGUGAUUGGUACGUCAUUGUAACGUCGUUUGUCAGUGGUCUAAUCCUCUCAGCCAUUAUUGCGGUUUCAUUAAAGUACUAUUGCCGGCACUGUGGCGGAGUGAAGCCUCGCGCCCCCACGACUGAAUCACAGGAGACGCUUGCGACACAAAGUCAAGGCGAUCUUGAACAGUUUUACGAAGAGGUACCGGGUGCCGGUUCAGAGACUUCAGAGGGUGAUUUUGAAACAGUUGGAAGUUUUGAACAGACAUUUAGGUAA